GUAUAAAAACCUCGAUUCCAGUGGAGAACAGCAUCAGUCCACGCACCUUCAGUCUUUGAGAUCGUUCGUCGCACGCAAACCCAAAACCCAACAAAUCAUCAUGAAAUUCCUCGUCUGCUUGGCUCUCUUCAUCGCCGCCGCCCAGGCUCAUGUUGUGGCACCCGCUGUGGCCACCUACUCCGCUGCUCCGGCCCUGACCUACGCAGCCGCCGCUCCUGUGACCACCUACUCGGCCGCCAUUCCGCGCGCCUACUCCGCCUACGCCGCCCCCUCCGUCUACGCCGCUCCCUCCGUCUAUGCCGCUCCAACCGUCUAUGCCGGCCCCUCCGUCUACUCCUCCUCCUAUGUGGCCGCGCCCUCCGUGUACUCCGCCUACGCCGCUCCCGCCGUCGUCUCCACUCUGCUCAAGAAGUAAACUGCUCCGAUCGAUCCAAUGAUAUGCCGCCAACUUUGUCAAUGAUUAUGAACCAUAAUAUAAAAAAACUUUGAAUUCAUGAAUCGAA
Molecule: messenger RNA, 503 nt
Organism: Drosophila sechellia
Lineage: Eukaryota; Metazoa; Arthropoda; Insecta; Diptera; Drosophilidae
Product: cuticle protein 16.5
Exons: 2
Coding region: 101-415 (104 amino acids)
Source: RefSeq, a predicted model, not a curated record